AUGUUAAGAAGUAGUAGAUCCCGCCUUGUGACCAGGAACAUCCUUUUGCGUCAAUUCAAGAAUGGUAACAACGUCAGGUUGAUGAAUGCAACGAGGUUCCAGCAUAAUGGCAUAGUUGGUAACGAAAAGUUAGCUUCGGAUUCUCAGAAGUUUGUGGAUGAGUCUUAUCACUGGAUGCAAUAUCGGAAACAGAUGAACGACCCUGUUUCAAGACAGAGACUUGAACAGUUGGAAUCCCAAUGGGUAAAAAGCAUACAGUUGAAGCAGGAUGAUAAGGGCAAGGAUAUAGAUCAGCCAGAAUCUGAAAACAGGAAGAAAGAAGAGGAACAAGUCCCUACUGAAGAAAAGGACAACGAUACUGCAAAGGAAUCGGAAACAUCUCAGCAACGGGAUUCUGUUGCAGAGACUCAGGGCCCAGCUAGCACUUCUGGAGGAGCAUCGGGUAACGGAGAAUCAUCAGGUAAUGGAAGCGGUGAUGAUGGUAACAAUGGAAGUGGUAAUGGAAAACCUUCCAAGAACGCUAAACAACCGUUCCCCGAAGUUUAUCCCCAAGUGAUGGCAUUACCAAUAUCUCGCCGUCCAUUAUUCCCUGGUUUUUACAAAGCAGUUGUAAUUUCAGAUGAAAGAGUCAUGAAAGCGAUUAAAGAUAUGUCAGAUCGUCAACAACCAUACAUUGGUGCAUUUUUGUUGAAGGAUUCUACUGUUGAUACCGAUGUGAUUCAUAAAGCUGAUGAAGUUUACAAUGUCGGUGUCUUCGCCCAAGUUACAAGCGCAUUCCCAAGUAAAGACGAAAAGACUGGUGCUGAAACGAUGACCGCUCUAUUAUACCCACACAGAAGAAUCAAAUUGGAUGAAUUGAUCCCACCAACUUCUGAACAAAACCUGAAGGAUGAAUCAGAUGUAUCCAAGAGCGAAGGUGUCGAAAAUAAUGAACAAGAGGUAGUUAAGGCCUCUUUACAAAAGAUGGAAAAUAUGAAGGAUGUUGAAGAAGAUGACGAUGAGAAUUUGACCGGGUUCUUGAAAGAUUAUGAUGUUUCAUUGGUCAAUGUAUCCAAUUUGGCUGACAAAGAAUUUAAUCCGAAUUCCCCCGUCAUCAAUGCGUUGACCUCUGAAAUUUUGAAAGUGUUUAAAGAGAUUUCUCAAUUGAAUACCAUGUUCAGAGAACAGAUUGCAACUUUUUCAGCAUCAAUUCAAUCUGCCACCACAAAUAUUUUCGAAGAGCCAGCAAGAUUGGCUGAUUUUGCCGCUGCCGUUUCUGCUGGCGAAGAAGAGGAAUUACAAGAAAUCCUUGAAUCCUUGGACAUUGAGCAACGUCUUGAAAAGGCAUUGACAGUGUUAAAGAAAGAGUUGAUGAAUGCUGAACUACAAAAUAAAAUCUCUAAAGACGUUGAAACUAAGAUUCAAAAGAGGCAGAGAGAGUAUUAUCUAAUGGAACAAUUGAAAGGAAUCAAGAGAGAGUUGGGUAUAGAUGAUGGUCGUGAUAAAUUAAUUGAAUCUUUCAAAGAUCGUGUAUCUAAGCUACAAUUACCGGAAACAGUUCAAAAAGUAUUUGAUGACGAAAUCACUAAAUUAGCGACUCUCGAAACUUCACAAUCUGAAUUUGGUGUGAUUAGAAACUACUUGGAUUGGAUCACUUCCCUACCUUGGGGUAUUAUAUCUAAAGAACAGUACAGUAUACCAAAGGCGAAAAAAAUCUUAGAUGAAGAUCACUAUGGUAUGAAGGACGUCAAAGAUCGUAUUCUUGAGUUCAUCGCCGUUGGUAAGCUUCUCGGGAAGGUUGAUGGUAAGAUCAUCUGUUUUGUUGGACCACCUGGUGUGGGUAAGACAUCCAUUGGUAAGUCCAUUGCUCGCUCUUUGAACAGACAAUUUUUCAGAUUCUCAGUAGGUGGUAUGACUGAUGUGGCUGAAAUCAAAGGUCACAGAAGAACCUAUAUUGGUGCUUUGCCAGGUAGAGUCAUCCAAGCUUUAAAGAAAUGUCAAACUCAAAACCCGUUGAUUUUGAUUGACGAAAUUGAUAAGAUUGGGCACGGCGGUAUCCAUGGGGACCCCGCCGCAGCGCUAUUAGAAUUAUUAGACCCAGAACAAAACAAUAGUUUCUUGGACAACUAUAUGGAUAUUCCAAUCGAUUUGUCUAAAGUUUUAUUCGUUUGCACCGCUAAUUCUUUAGAAACUAUCCCAAGACCAUUGUUGGACCGUAUGGAAGUCAUUGAACUAACUGGUUAUGUUGCUGAAGAAAAGGUUAAGAUCGCAGAAAAUUAUCUAUCGCCAAGUGCAAAGAAAUCUGCUGGUUUAGAUAAUGCUAACGUCAACAUUACCGAGAAUGCUAUUGUUUCUUUGAUGAAGCAUUACUGCAGAGAAAGUGGUGUUAGAUCAUUGAAAAAGCACAUUGAGAAAAUCUACCGUAAGGCUGCGUUGAACGUCGUUAAACAAUUGAGCAUAGACGAUAAACCUAUGGAAAAUGAAGAAGUGAAGGAUCAAAAGGAUAUAAAGGUCAAGCAAUCCGAAAACAAAUCUAGUGCUGAAGCAUCGACCGUAGAAUCCACUACUGAAGAAAAUGAACUGAUCAAGACCCAAAAAUCUCACGAUAACAAGGGUUCCUUAGAAGUACCGGAAACUGUUUCUGUGACUGUAGACGAAAACAACCUAAAGGAUUACGUAGGUCCACCAAUCUUCACUACUGAUAGAUUAUACGAAUCUACUCCUCCUGGUGUUGUGAUGGGUCUUGCAUGGACUAGCAUGGGUGGAUGUGCAAUGUACGUAGAGAGUGUUUUAGAACAGCCUUUGACACAUUCAACUCAACCUACUUUAGAACGUACCGGCCAACUUGGAGAUGUAAUGAAGGAAUCCUCUAGACUAGCAUACUCUUUCUCAAAGAUGUACUUGGCCAAGAAGUUCCCAGAAAAUAGAUUCUUUGAAGUUGCAAAGAUCCAUUUGCAUUGCCCUGAAGGUGCUACACCAAAGGAUGGUCCAUCUGCAGGUGUGACAAUGGCCUCUUCAUUCUUAUCACUGGCUUUGAAUAAGGGUCUUGACCCAACAGUGGCUAUGACCGGUGAAUUGACUUUGACUGGUAAAGUUUUGAGGAUCGGUGGGUUAAGAGAAAAGGCCGUAGCAGCCAAGAGAUCUGGUGCCAAGACUAUCAUUUUCCCCAAAGACAAUUUGUCAGACUGGGCUGAGCUUCCAGAGAAUGUGAAGGAAGGAUUGGAACCUUUGGCCGCAGACUGGUACGAAGAUGUUUUCCAAAGACUAUUCGGAGACGUAGACACUAACAAGGGUAACACCGUUUGGUCAGAAGACUUCAAGAAGAUUGAUGAAAAACGCAACAAGGAAACUAAAUAA
This is a messenger RNA of Kluyveromyces lactis, 3336 nucleotides long. RefSeq names its product ATP-dependent Lon protease PIM1 (gene PIM1). Gene Ontology annotation, biological process: chaperone-mediated protein complex assembly; protein catabolic process; mitochondrion organization. Gene Ontology annotation, cellular component: mitochondrial matrix. Lineage: Eukaryota; Fungi; Ascomycota; Saccharomycetes; Saccharomycetales; Saccharomycetaceae. The transcript has a single exon. The record is from RefSeq and is a predicted model, not a curated record. Gene Ontology annotation, molecular function: serine-type endopeptidase activity; single-stranded DNA binding; ATP-dependent peptidase activity. The coding region runs from base 1 to 3336 and encodes 1111 amino acids.